GCCAAGGCUUAUCUUCUUCCCACCCGCUAAAACGACCAGUUAGAGCCAUUUAUAACCACACAAUGCAUCGUUUUAUAAAGCACUGCUCGAUUAAGUCUGAUUCAUGUCCGAAUCAUUCUGACCGAACCGGUUCAACUGAUUCACUGAGAAGAUCCAACUUAAAAGAAUCACCGCCAGAGUUCAAAUCUCCAUCGCUUCUGAGAGAACAUAAACAUGGCCACGAGGAAAUAUUUCCGCAGAUCAAUUGAGGAAAGAAAGCGUAUACUCGAGAAAUAUGACCAGCUUCCUCCAAUGUCCCAAAGAGCUGCAGCGCGUCUGCUAAACAUCUCAGGGCCGCUGCUUUGUAUCUGGCUCCGGAAAAGGAAUAUUAAAAAUGCCAAGUCUAACCUUCCCAGGACUGUCUUUCCAUCUCGCAAGACGCCUCGAGUAGAAGCUACACUCUGGAGGUGGAUCGAUACUUCUCGUGAGAACGGAAUUGCAGUAGAUGAUUCAACGAUUCGUAAAAAAGCGACUCUGGUGGCUACAGAAAUGGGCCUCUGUAAUUUCAGUGCGAGCACAGAAUGGUUGGCACGCUUCAAAACACGGGAGACAGUAAUACGAAAGAUGUUCCAGGUCGACCGAAAAACGGGAGACGCACCAAAAGAGCCCAAAUCCGGUAAGGAUAACAAAGCGGCGGAGCCUAAAAGCAACCUUACAGCCAAAAAGACGCAUCGAAUCGAAGCUGCACUGUGGCGAUGGAUCGAUCAUUCUUGUGAGAGCGGCAUCAGCGUAGAUGAAUCGACGAUUCGUUCAAAAGCGGCUCGGUUGGCCAAGACUGUGGGUUUCCGUAACUUCAGAGCGAACACAGAGUGGUUCAGCCGCUUUAAAACACGAGAAGGAAUCGUACGAGCGAUGUUCCGGAUCGGCCGAAAUAAUCGAUCUUCUGAUUAUAAGACGGUGGCACAAUUGGUACCAAGGAUGGAUUUCACAUCUACAAAGACGCGACAGCUUGAAGCCGCGCUUUGGAGAUGGAUCGAUCAUUCUCGAGAGAACGGUAGUAUUACAGAUCAAAUGAUUCAUUCAGAAGCGACUCGGUUGGCUAGGAUGAUGGGGUUCGGUAACUUUCGUGCAAGCGCAGACUGGCUCAACCGAUUUAAACCCCGUGAGAAAGUUGUACGAGAGAUGUUCCAGUUCGAACAGUGUUCAGAAAAUCCACAAAGCGACCAAACGGAGGACAGAAGUGCGUCUGAUCAAGUUACCCAACAAUCUGACGAGAGCAUAACGGACCAGUCUAGCGAUGAAAGCGACGAACUAACGGAUCUGGACAUUCCGAAACUCGAACCGACAGUGGUCACGGCUGAGCUCAGCGGUGAUUUACACACGGUCACUGUACCGUCACUGUGGCAAAUGAAGGAGGCUAUGAAAACACUGGCUACCGGGUUAUUGUACAGAGGAUUCUGCGACUUUAAACUUCUGCAUCAAUUUGAAAAAGAGGUUAACACUGUUUUGAGAAGAUCUGUUGCCCUAGGAACGCACAACGGCUUUCAAGCAUAAAAUUCUGGGACUUAAGUGUGUUGUAGGUUUUUAGUAGAUUAUGUAGUGUAAAUAUAAUAGUGUUUACACAAUCAUAACGGGACAGGUGCAACACGGGCUCUCUCAGGUGACCACAUGGGGGCGCCAAGUGUUUGUUAUAACACAUUCUCAUAUGU
Messenger RNA from Sinocyclocheilus rhinocerous, 1688 nucleotides. RefSeq lists its product as uncharacterized. Gene Ontology annotation, molecular function: DNA binding. The coding region runs from base 214 to 1533 and encodes 439 amino acids. Lineage: Eukaryota; Metazoa; Chordata; Actinopteri; Cypriniformes; Cyprinidae. Gene Ontology annotation, cellular component: nucleus. The transcript has 2 exons. The record is from RefSeq and is a predicted model, not a curated record.